Molecule: messenger RNA, 1717 nt
Organism: Raphanus sativus (radish)
Lineage: Eukaryota; Viridiplantae; Streptophyta; Magnoliopsida; Brassicales; Brassicaceae
Product: transcription factor HHO2
Exons: 4
Coding region: 544-1539 (331 amino acids)
Biological process (GO): regulation of DNA-templated transcription
Molecular function (GO): DNA binding; DNA-binding transcription factor activity
Source: RefSeq, a predicted model, not a curated record
UAGAUUAUUAUGUACAGAUUUGUUUACGUCUCUCUGGAUUCGGUUGUUUUAUUUUAUUGGGAAAAAGCUUUUUGAGUGUGUGACUCUUAAAUUUAGUAGAGACGGUUGAGUCUUCGUUCUUAUCUCUAAAUCGAGAAUAGUGACAUCAGUUUUCCAGCCUAAUCUAAGAUGCGACCCAAAACCGAAUCUGAUCCCUUCGAAUAUUCACACAGCACCAUACUCAAAUUUACCACUUUACCCUUUUUCUUUUAGUUAAUAAUCUCAAAUUUCUUUUACUCCACAACUCAAAAGAUUCGUUUUAGGUACGCGACGCCCCGACCUCGAACUCUUCUCCAUUCAUUCCUGUCCUAAAAUCUCUCUCUCUCUGUUUCAUCUAUGUUUAUUAUUCAUUUCUCUGAUUCCAUUUAGAUCCAAUAUUCUUUCUCCAUUUCAAAAAAGAUCCAAGAGCUGCUUCUUCCUCCACCCACUUCUCUCUAUAGAUCUAAAAACCUAUUUGCCUUGUUCACUUUCUAAACCUUCAUAGCAAUUAACAAUAAUAAUAAGAUGGAAUACGCCCAGAAAAUGCAGAGGUGUCAUGAGUAUGUUGAAGCUCUCAAAGAAGAACAAAAGAAAAUUCAAGUGUUUCAACGAGAGCUUCCUUUAUGCUUAGAACUCGUUACACAAGCGAUCGAAGCUUGUAAAAAGGAGUUAUCCGGUACGUCAACGACGUCAUCAGAGCAGUGUAACUCAGAGCAGACAGCGAGCGUGUGUGGUGGUCCAGUACUCGAAGAGUUCAUACCGAUCAAGAAAAGCAACGACGGAGAACACGAGUCUCCACGUGAGAUUGAGAAGAGCGACGUGGACAGCAAGAAAUCGGACUGGCUUAGAUCUGCUCAUCUAUGGAACCAUUCGCCUGAUCCAGACACGACAGUAGUAGCGGAGGUAGCAGCGGCUAAGAAGGCGAGAGUUGUAGAGGUGAAACCGAACAGCAACAACCGCUGCGGUUUUCAGCCGUUUCAGAAGGAGACAAAACGUGUCUUCCCGGAGCCGGAGCCGGAGCCGGCGCCGGCGCCGGCGGCGACGACUUGUUCCACCACGGGAAGGGAACAGCAGUCGCAGACGCAUAGAAAACAGAGGCGGUGCUGGUCGCCGGAGUUACACCGGCGGUUCCUUCACGCGCUUCAGCAGCUCGGGGGAUCGCAUGUUGCGACACCAAAACAGAUCAGAGAUCAUAUGAAAGUCGAUGGAUUAACCAACGACGAAGUUAAAAGCCAUUUACAGAAAUAUAGACUUCACACAAGAAGGCCAGCCACGGCUCAGGGUAACGGAAAUUCGCAACAACCGCAAUUUGUGGUGGUCGGAGGGAUAUGGGUACCGUCACCGCAAGAUUUUCCUCCACCGUCAAAUGUAGCCAAUAGCAGUGGUGGUGUAUGCACUCCGGUGACGGCGCAACCACCGAAAUCUCCUAAGCGUUCGGUGGAGAGAAGUAGCGGCCGGUGCAACUCACCGGCGGCAUCUUCCUCGACAAAUACAACCACAACUUCUUCUCCUGUGUCAUAGUUGUGGUUUUGGUGCAAGUGAGUGUAAGAUAGAGUCUCACGUGUUCUUUUUUGUGUUUGUGUUAAAAGUUUUGACCAAUCUUUGUGAUGGUUGAUAUAAUUUUAUCAUCAGAUUUUAGAAUAAUACGUUAUACGAUAUACGAGUUUGAUUUUUGGAAAGAGAGUUUGAUUGUUAAUUA